AUAUAAACUUUACACAAAAAGCGACUAUAUAUCAAGGGACUUCACGUUGAACUAUAUCAUAACAAAGAAGAGAAACUAAAAAGAGCAGCUACGGGUAGAAUGAGAUCCCCAAAAAUUAUGGGAUUAGGGCAUUGCAUGGUUUAUGUUGUGGUCUUUAGCGCCAUCGUAGCUGCAGCUUACCCUUAUGAAUCUCCCCCAACAACUCAGAAAUAUCCCCCAGUCCAUAAAACCAAAUCACCAUAUCCACCCAAAAAGAAUUCCCCAUAUUACUCGGCACCACCAUCUCCUCCACCACAAUAUAGAAGACAAGGCCCUAAAUAUACACCACAUCCAAAACCAUAUAUCUACAGUUCCCCACCACCUCCGUCAUACUACUCUCCUUCCCCGAAGGUCGAAUACAAAUCUCCACCACCGCCUUAUAUCUACAGCUCCCCACCACCUCCACCAUACUACUUUCCUUCCCCGAAGGUAGACUACAAGUCUCCACCACCGCCAUAUGUAUACAGCUCUCCACCACCGCCACCAUACUAUUCUCCUUCCCCGAAGGUAGAGUACAAGUCUCCGCCACCACCAUACGUUUACAACUCUCCACCACCUCCACCAUACUACUCUCCUUCUCCUAAGGUCGAAUACAAGUCUCCACCACCACCAUACGUGUACAGCUCCCCACCACCUCCGCCAUACUACUCUCCUUCUCCGAAGGUAGAGUACAAGUCUCCUCCUCCUCCUUAUGUCUACAGCUCCCCACCACCUCCGCCAUACUACUCUCCUUCUCCGAAGGUAGAGUACAAGUCUCCACCACCUCCAUACGUUUACAACUCCCCACCACCUCCACCAUACUACUCUCCUUCACCAAAAGUAGAGUACAAGUCUCCACCACCACCUUACGUUUACAGCUCUCCACCACCCCCACCAUACUACUCUCCUUCUCCUAAGGUCGAAUACAAAUCUCCACCACCACCAUACGUUUACAGCUACCCACCACCUCCGCCAUACUACUCUCCUUCUCCGAAGGUAGAGUACAAGUCUCCACCACCUCCAUACGUCUACAACUCCCCACCACCUCCACCAUACUACUCUCCUUCCCCAAAAGUUGACUACAAGUCUCCACCGCCACCAUACAUUUACAGCUCACCACCACCACCAUACUACUCUCCUUCCCCGAAGGUAUACUACAAGUCUCCGCCACCGCCAUAUGUAUACAGCUCCCCACCACCUCCACCAUACUACUCUCCUUCGCCAAAGAUGGUCUACAAGUCUCCACCACCGCCAUACGUCUACAGCUCCCCACCACCUCCACCAUACUAUUCUCCUUCCCCGAAGGUAAACUACAAAUCUCCACCACCGCCAUACGUCUACAGCUCCCCACCACCUCCACCAUACUAUUCUCCUUCCCCGAAGGUAAACUACAAGUCUCCACCACCGCCAUACGUGUACAGCUCACCACCACCUCCACCAUUCUAUUCUCCUUCCCCGAAGACCGAAUACAAGUCUCCACCUCCGCCAUACGUGUACAGCUCCCCACCACCUCCACCAUACUAUUCUCCUUCGCCAAAGGUUGACUACAAGUCUCCACCACCGCCAUAUGUCUACAGCUCCCCACCAUACUACUCGCCUUCCCCAAAAGUUUCCUACAAGUCUCCACCACCUCCACCAUAUGUCUACAAAAUGCCCUACUACUAAUUUUUAAAUUGUUUCUUUAACAAGCAACAUGAUUCAUUGCUAUUGUUUUUUUUGAUGAAAUUGUCUUUUGAUUUUCCGUUGUUGUUGCCUCCUCUAUUUUAUGGUUUUAUAAUACCACUAAAAUUUGGCUA
Brassica napus (rape) is the source of this 1814-nucleotide messenger RNA. RefSeq names its product extensin-2-like. Bases 100 to 1683 code for a protein of 527 amino acids. Gene Ontology annotation, biological process: plant-type cell wall organization. Gene Ontology annotation, molecular function: structural constituent of cell wall. Lineage: Eukaryota; Viridiplantae; Streptophyta; Magnoliopsida; Brassicales; Brassicaceae. The record is from RefSeq and is a predicted model, not a curated record. The transcript has a single exon.